GAUUACUUCACGAUUCAAAAAUGGCGUCUUUGUGAGUUGUCCUUUUCGCACCUAAAAAUUAAGAAUUUUAUCUAUCAAAACAAAACCAGAAUUUCUCUCAAGAAAACCCUAUGUCGUCGCGUGUUGUUUUAUAGUGUAAACUUAAACAUAUUUAACUGAAAUAAGUGUUUAUUUAGGUGUAAUAAUGUCGUACGUUGGGCGAGGCGUUUUUAUUAUUUGCCCGCGAUUUAGUAUUUACUUGCAUUUCCUUUAAAGUUUUGCUCUAAUUUAUAGGGUUUUGUGUGUUCCGUGCGCGUUUUAGUGCAACUGUGUGUGGUAAUUAGUAAAAAUGGACAAGAAAAACAAGAAAAAAACUGUUAUCAAACGUAAAAGUGAUGAAAACGCUGAGGGGGAGAAAAGGAGUCAAAAAAUGGUGAACCGGGGGAAGAUAGAUGAAGAAAAAGAAAAGGUGGAAGUGGAAGUCAACCAGGUGGUGGAGGUCCCUGUGGAGCAAGGGCAACAGAUAGUCCACACAGGGCAGCUGGUUGAAGGGAACUUUGAGCAGCCUGUAUUUGUCAACAUGAAAGGAGAGCCAGUACAGCUAGGUCCCAACACUGUGAUACUCUAUGAACAGAGUGGCAAUCCUUCAAACUUUGCGUUUGGAGGUAUGUGGACCAUGGACUCCUCAGGCAGGAUUGUGAUGGCGGAGACUAUUUACGAUGUCAAAGGAGAGCCAGAGGAAGAGGGUGGUACCUUUGUACAGAACACUACUGAAGUCAAUAAUCAACAGGUUGAAGAGUCCAGCACCACAUACCAGCAGUAUGAGCUGAGUAAUAAUGCACAAGUGGACGGACAGGAGUAUGAGGUGGCCAUUAUAGAGAACCCUGGUGAUGCAGAAAGGAGUGAAAUGCAAGUGAUUACAACAGAAGCGCAGCUAGUGGCCACAGGUCAAGGUGCAGUGCGCUGGCUCAACCAGAAGUACGACUUUGUGGUCAGGAAACUGCAGCUUAACUAUGAUGCUGGUGUGAAACUCCUGCACUCUCCGUCGGGCAACAUCCAGUGCGUGUACUUCACAACGCCCAGUAUGCAGCUAGCAUUCAACGCUGUGCCACAGUUCCUCUGCAUUGAAACUGGCAUAGAGUUCAACGGCACUGUCCCAACAGCGGGUGGUAAUACCAGCGUCAAAUACAACGUUACCCUGUUCCUGGCUGAAGAUGGCAACGGAAAAUCUGUUAUAGUUAGUGCAGGUAUAUCAACGCUCAUCGGUGAAGACCUAACGUGGCUGUUGGAAACGUUCAAAUCUUGCAACCCCGCGUGGAGACAGGUGCGAUGCGUCGUUAGCGAUCCCACGAAGAGUCGGCAGGAAGUGUGCCAAGCGUUUCCUUCAUCACACGUGUCGUGCUCCGUGUGGCAAGCGGCGCGCACGGCCGGCAAGCUGGCGUCCGAGGGCGCGCGCAGGGAGAACGACAGUUCUGGUCAUCCUCCCCUGGCGGUGCUGGCUCCGGACGAUGUGGCGGCGCGGUGUAAGACCUAUGCGCUGGCGCUGCUGCGGGGCGACCACACGCCUGCGCAGCUGCAGGUUCUAAAGCGUGGUAUAAUCGGUACGGGUGCAGGCACGCUCCGCCUGUGGGAAGUGUUGACGCGUGCCAACGGCGCCAUCGCCAAACUCGACACGUGGCUGGAGCCCGACAACUACACUAAUAUACUACACAAGGGUCUGGAGCGGUUGGUGUCAAAAUUCCAAGGUCUCAUCCGAAGUCAGAUGCAGCCGGACGAGUUCGUCUCGCUGUUCUUCAACGUGGCCAAUCAGCUAGAGGACGAACGUAGAAGUUUCGCCAUCAGCAGAUUGAGGGAUACGGAGACGCUGAAGCAGUCGCCCACGGAUACAAUAACGCAGUAUGCAUAUAACCUGAUGAGUCAUCAGACCAAACUGGCGCAGAAGUGUUUGGACGACCGCGCUGGCAGGAGGCAUAGCAGUGCAGCAAUCUGUAAAUACGGCACGUCAACGCAGGAAUGCUCCUGCCUGUUCAGCAAAGUGUUCCGACUACCCUGCAGGCAUAUACUGAUGCUCACCACUGAACUAAAGGUAAAGACACACAUACCGUUCGAGCCCCGUUGGACGGUGCAACACUGUUUGUUUGGUUGCGAAAACGCCAACAACAACGCUUCGGGGAAUAACAAUACUGCGGGUGGCGGUAACUACAUGGAGCAGGUGGUGGUGGAGUCGGAAGGCCACCGACAGACCAUCCAACAGCAGCCCCAGCAGAUCCACCAGGUAGGCGGAGUGAGGCAACAGCAAUACGUGCUGGCCACGCCGGGACAGCCCGCGACGCCCGUGUCGCAAGUAAUAUUCUGCGGUGGUGGAGUGGGGGGUGUGGGAGGUGUGGGCGGAGUGGGCGGUGCGGCGCCCGUCAUCACAUCGGUUCUACCCCCCGGGGGAGCUGUACUCACACCCCAUCACACGCUACACCACUAACUGUCUAGUGAUCACCAUACAAGAAAGUGUUUUAAUACAAAAGUCGGUUAAAAACCUUUGGUCAUUAAAGUAUAAGAUAUCCGUCUUUAAGGUGCAUGAGACGGGUCUGCCCGCGAAAUUCAUAUUUAAAUUGGUGUUUAUCGCAAUUUGUAAACUAAUACGACAAAGUAGGCUUAUGGCACUUUAAUUGCGCCAAUGGCAGUAUCAU
Molecule: messenger RNA, 2663 nt
Organism: Maniola jurtina (meadow brown)
Lineage: Eukaryota; Metazoa; Arthropoda; Insecta; Lepidoptera; Nymphalidae
Exons: 16
Coding region: 329-2455 (708 amino acids)
Molecular function (GO): zinc ion binding
Source: RefSeq, a predicted model, not a curated record